Messenger RNA from Camelina sativa (false flax), 690 nucleotides. Its product is annotated as non-specific lipid-transfer protein 1. The record is from RefSeq and is a predicted model, not a curated record. Gene Ontology annotation, biological process: lipid transport. Lineage: Eukaryota; Viridiplantae; Streptophyta; Magnoliopsida; Brassicales; Brassicaceae. Gene Ontology annotation, molecular function: lipid binding.
AUAUAAACACCCACUCCCGCAACACUCUUCAUCAUCCAAUAUCACUACACACAUCUCCUUUUGCAAACCAAAUAAAGAAAGAAAAGAAAAAACUAAGUCAGUGAUCAAUAUGGCCGGAGUGAUGAAGUUGGCAUGCUUGUUCUUGGCCUGCAUGAUCGUGGCCGGUCCAAUCACAGCUAACGCGGCUCUGAGUUGUGGCGCCGUUAACAGCAACUUGGGACCGUGCAUUGGAUACGUGAUGCAAGGUGGUAUCAUUCCCCCAGCUUGCUGCACCGGCGUUAGAAACCUUAACAGCAUGGCCCGUACAACCCCAGACCGUCAACAAGCUUGUAGCUGCAUUCAAAAUGCCGCUAGAGGCCUAGGCGGUGGUCUCAACGCUGGCCGUGCAGCUGGAAUCCCCAAGGCAUGUGGAGUCAACAUUCCUUACAAGAUCAGCACCAGCACCAACUGCAAGACCGUGAGGUGAAGGGCGACAGGUGAAGCUACUAGCGGACGUUUCGAAUAUUAUAUAAAAAGGAUGAGAUAAUAUUAAAAUAAGAUGUUCGAAUGGCUGUUUUUAGAGUUUUUUUUUUUGUAAUAAUUUUCCCUGUCUUUUUCUACCCUGGCGUUCAUAUUAUGUGAUCGUCUGUACUAUGUUCGCAAACAACGUUAUAUGAUAUUUUCAGACUUGGAAUUUAAGUUUAUUCUGUC